GUAAAAAGUUUUUUUAACUCACAAUUACAAUUUACCCAAUUUAACCAAGAUAAAUAGCAACUUCCUACAGACAUGCCUGUGAUUAUAAAUAUAAAAAAAAGUUCUCAAAAAGUCCAGAAGCAUUAACAAAACCAGUGGGAAAAUAUAUCAAUAAAAUGUAUGUAUGUGUGUAUGUAGAUUUAAAAAGGAGAGCACGAAAAAAUACAAUUUUCCGAAAUCAAGUGCCUUUUUUGAGGAGCUACUGUAUUUAUGGGGCACCGUAUCUCCAAGGAUCAGUAAAGGCAGCAUAUGUCACUACUUGACACCGGAAGCGCUUUCUGGUUCUGCGCAGAAAAGUAGUGCAGAAUUUUGCUGAGGCUUUCAGACUUGGUCAGAACUAUAUUUACAGUCCCAUCCAAGCCAGAGCGGAGGCCGAGGGCAUGUCUGACAUCUCCCGACCGACGCUCAGCGCCCUCCACCAGGCGUUCAGGAACAGCUUCGCCGCGCUGGAGAGCAACCAGCGGCUGUGGGGGAGCGAGCUAGCGGAGUGCAGCCCUCUCCUGGGGUCUCUGGGGAACCUAGCGGAGCAGAUGAGAGCUCUCUCUAACGUGCGGGUCUCCAGCACGCCGCUCGGAACCUUCCCGAAGCUGGAGGAGCGGCUGCGCUUCAAACUGCAGGAGGCCGCGGACACGGUGCUGGAGAAACUCAACGAGAAGAUGUGUCGUCUGCAGUCUGCCAGAGACGCCAUCAGUAACCAGGUGAGGUCCGUCAUGCAGCUGUAUGAGCAGAACGCCACCAGUUUGGACCUGCAGGCCGUCACAGAGCGCUCCGCCGUCACCCCGUCAGUCGCAGACAUGCUGGAGUGGCUUCAGGACGCCGAGCGCCACUACAGGCAGCAAUUCCUGCAGAGGAAAGUUCUGCUGCAAACGCUCAGACCCAACGACCUCGCUCUGCUGGAAUCCCUUCCUGAGAGGUGGAAGUCCCUGGAGUCUCCUGACGGCGAGCAGCGAAUCACAGAAACACUUUGCAGAGUGUCAUUUUUCCUGGAGCUGGAGUGAAGACGGAGGAGCAGAACUGGAACCAGAACCUUCUGAGCAGGACAGAAGUCAAUGAUGCAGACACGGAGAGGAAGACGAGGGAUUUGAAGACACUUCAUCAAAUCGUCUUUAUUGUCUACUGAACACAGUCGGGUUCACUGCAGUUGCAACACCACACACGUCAGAGAGGACAACUGCAGCCAAUCACAGCGCAGCGGCGCCCAAAGUCACACCUGGCGGGGAUCCUCCUGCUACACGUACUCCCUCAUGGGGAGGCUGCUGGAGGUGAUGGGUUUGGGAGGAUCGGGAGCGGAGGCGGGGGAGUUGGCAAAGCUCCGUCCCAUGUAGCCCCUGCGGUACCGACCGCCCCGCUCCAUAAGUGGGCAGGUGCUGCUCAGCACGGCGCCGCUGAUUAUCAGGAUGACGGCGGCGGCCCAGCCCAGGUAGAUGGCCU
Oryzias latipes (Japanese medaka) is the source of this 1470-nucleotide messenger RNA. It is a transcript of the gene airim, whose product is annotated as AFG2 interacting ribosome maturation factor. Lineage: Eukaryota; Metazoa; Chordata; Actinopteri; Beloniformes; Adrianichthyidae. The record is from RefSeq and is a predicted model, not a curated record. Gene Ontology annotation, cellular component: nucleus; cytoplasm.